This is a messenger RNA of Gamsiella multidivaricata, 879 nucleotides long. RefSeq lists its product as uncharacterized. The record is from RefSeq and is a predicted model, not a curated record. The transcript is spliced from 2 exons. NCBI's taxonomy places the organism in Eukaryota, Fungi, Mortierellomycota, Mortierellomycetes, Mortierellales, Mortierellaceae. Bases 211 to 708 code for a protein of 165 amino acids.
CUCUUAUACCUAUCAGGGACGUCGCUCCACGUCUCGAGAUAUCAUCAAUCCGCAGGUACUUCUUCGCAAAAAUAAGAACAGAGUGCGACGAUCCUGACGCCUCAGGCGACAUGUUCUGCCGAGUCGUUACUAACGGUCAGCACUGUGUAGCGCAUGAGACACGUGAAAAAGGAACACCCUCUGAUGCUUGAUCAACUCAUCGACUUCUGAAUGGGCCAAGGAGAAGACCCUCUUGCCUCUAAUCCCGUUACAUCUCGGCAACCUGACUCGAUGUUCCGUCGAUCGACAAGACCGGGACACAACAAACCUCAAGAUGAUAAUAGAAUGCGCGAGCUCUCAGUCGUUUUGGCAAAGGGCAUUGCACUCGGCCAGUAUCCAAUCUCAAUUACGGAAAGUGAUCUGGUGAAGAGCUUGGUGCGCUUCUUCGGCCCGAGCUGUGUUGAACCAAGCCGUGACUCCAGCGAGGACUCUUUGAUGCGUGUUUACUACCAAUUGGCUCAUGAUGUGAAGCAGAUUUUUCUGAAAGACGUCGCUGUUGGGUCAUUCACUGCUGAUACAUGGUCGAGCAAAGGAAACCGCAAAUUUUUAGGUCUGACUUUUCACUACCUUCAACCAGACUUUACUCCACGAUCUGUGGAAAUCGGCUUCGUACCCUUGGAACCCUCACACAGGAGAAAUUCUCCGAGAUGUGAUGCCGAAAAUUUUUGAAGAAUGGGGUCUUCAGAAUAAAGUCGCUUGUGGACGACGGAUCAAGGAGCCAAUAUUAAGAAAGCCAUGGGUCUUCUCAGCGAAACAAAGAGUUAUGAAUGGUGUCCCUGCUCUUCCCACAACAUACAGCUAUGCGUGAACACGGCCAUCUCGGAAGCAGCAGAUGUCGGG